UUCUUUCCAAAUCGAAGAAAGUAGAGCUUUAUACCCAUAUUGAGCUGUAAAUAAGUUGGAUGGUUUGUAAUUUCGCGGCUGUGUGUAUGUGUUAAAGUUUCUAAUUUCUAAUAAGUAUUGUUAAAUAGCUAAUUGUCGCGCCUAUCUUUUUUUUUUUUUAAAUUUUUUUUUUUGCUGCGUUAUAUCAAUGUUUUCUAACCUAACCACUCUCAUCCCUCUUUUUGGUUAAAUUUCAUUGAAACCAUCAAAAGACGGGGGAGGGACAGCAAACAAAAAAUGGGAGUGCCAUCAAAGGCCCAUGCGGACCAGCCAAACACAACCUCGAAGACAUCAAAGCAGUCCAUGCCGCUCGUGUAUUGCAGAAAGUCUGACUAGUCAUUGGUGAACUAAAAGAAUACACCUUUCUUUUUGUUUUCAAUUAACUUUCUAGUAGAGAAAAACUAAUGAAUGGCAGAGAGAAAUUGUAUUCCUGUUGUUGGUAGGGAGUGAUGGAGACAAGGCCUGCUAAUGAAAGAAACGGAGAUGGCAACAUGAAUGCUAUUACUAUGGGCUCAGUGGGCAUGGCCUUACCUGUAACAUCUGGAAUAGAUCAUUCAAUUAACGCAGCCAUAAGUUCAGGAACUGUGACUGGGACCAUUUCAGUGCCGUGCAGUGCAGGUAAUGGUGGCCAACAUCAUCAAAGUAUACAGACUCAACCACAACAUAUUCACAUCCCUGGUGCAACCAUGUCUAUCGGUAGCUUAGCAGUUGCUAUGGGGCUGUCUGGAACAAACUCGGACCCUAACAAUUUGACUUUUACCAGUAAUGCUUUAGCUAACUUAAGUGCCAGGAUGAGUAUGAGCUCUGUUGCUGGAACCAAUGCUGCUGGCCUGAUGGCUUCAGGAAACAGUCUGGUUGCUUUCCCGGGAAACACUCCACUGAAUCUCGUUCCUGGCGUUGGUAUGAAUAUUCCCGGUGGUGGGGGUGUCAGCAUCAUGGAUGGUAGCGGUCUCAGCAUGGCAGUUGCUGGCAGUCUGGCCAUGCAAGCGGCAUCCAAUGUGAAUGUUGUGGGGGUGCAGACCUCCAACAUAAGUAACUCCAAUAGCCUGAGCUCACAGCAGCAAGGCAUGCUUCAGAACAGUGUUCAUAUUAGCGCCAGCGGAAGCAGCGUUGGGAUGAUGAGCAGUGGCGGAGUCUCUAGUAGUCAUUCAGCUAACUGUUGUGGUGGCUGCAGAACUAGGGUGACAGUCAAGGAUCAGUCAUCACAGACAGAUUUAUCAACAGUUAUACAGGUAAAAGCAGAAGAGAGGUUGGCUCGAAGUGGUCUGAUGCCCGGAGCUCGUCUCAUAUCUCACAGUGCUGGCUCAACGGUGAGCCAUGCUACUCCCAAUAGUCACCAUGGUCCAAACUACCCAUGCAGUUGUGACUUUUGUGGAAGAAUGUUUGCUAAGAAAGAAUACCUCCGCAGACACGUUAGAAUUCACACAGGAGAAAGGCCAUACAAAUGUGUCAUUUGUGGCCAUAGUUUCCGGCGCAGCCAUCACCUUCGUUGUCAUGAGUUGACUCACACAGGCACCAAACCCUACACAUGUGGCAUCUGUGGCAAGGCUUUCAAUCUGAGCCAUCAUCUACGGCGCCAUGAGAUGACUCACACUGGAGAGAAACCCUAUGCCUGCACAGAGUGUGGUAAAGCCUUCACCCGCAAGCAACACCUGGAUCGCCAUUACAAGACUCACACAGGCGAGUACCACCGCACCUUCAAGUGUCCGUUCUGUGAGAAGAUGUUCUUCCGCGCUCAUCACCGAGACAAGCACAUGAAACGACAUGGUGAGGUUCUGACUACACCAGAUUUGACAGCUGCCACUUUUUCUCCUGUCAACAACAUGAACCUAUCCAUCAGGGCUGAUGGCACCUUGAGGGCAGAUGGACUUACAGCAUCUCCUAUUAGCGUAGCAAGCAAGGAUGAAUCACACAGUUCAGAGGACUAUCUUACUUCUGAUGAAGAAGGUAAACUUGCCAAUCCAAACAAGCCAAAAGAAGGAAGUAAAAAGAGAAAAGGGACAUCUCCAAUGAGACUUAGGUUUCCCUAUGACUACAAUGCCAAAGAUGGCCAUGAGGGCAUGAAGAUACCCAACAUGGAUAUGGGUGGGAUGAAGAACAUGACAUUUCCACUUCCACAUGGUGCUGCUGGCCCAAGCCAUGGGUUGCCUGCUCAGAGCAACACUAUUUUAACAACUCCGACAAGAGGGCGUCCUCGUGGAAGCAAAAAUAGAGGGGGUGCUUCAGGCCGUGGCAAAAAGAAAGAGAGGGCACUGCUGAUGAGCCAGCUGGGAUUGGAGAUGAAGACAGAGCGGAUGGAGGGAGACAGAGAUGGGUAUGGAGGGUUGAAGAAAGAAGAAGAAAUGGGCAGUGGUGGCGUGUAUGCUGGGAAGACCAUCCCUAACAUUCCUCAACAGUUUGUGUCUGAGUCUGUGGUGGUCAGACACCCCUUACAGGUGGGGAGCCCUCAUGGCAUGGGGCAGCAGCUAGGGCACGAUAAAGGUAUGGUAGGAAAGCAAGAAGGUUCAACACCAGGCCCUGUGCCUACUUCGACCCCUACACCCACACCUGAUGGAAGGGGACAGUUGCAGUGGCAGCAGCAGCAACAGGUGGGAAUGAAUCAGUCUGGCGGAGGAAAUACUGGUGAGUACAUGGCCAACAUGAAUCGACAACUACACACACCUACCUCAGGUGCUGGCGCCAGCAAUGUUGGUUCUGGUGAUGUUCAGCAGACCAUGCAUUACAAACCAGGCACUCCUGAUCAAGCACUUCAUCAUGCUUGGGCUGGAGGUAACUGGCCACGAUUGACCUUAACCUCUGAACCUAUACCUAACUCAUAUAACCAGGUGGAUGCGUCACGAUUUAUGAACAUCUACAGUGCAUCAAAAGUAAUGGAAAUGCGAAUGGCUGAUCUGCGCAAUCCACAAGGUUUCGACGGAGGCCAGUGGAACAAUCAAGGACGUCGUGAUCAGGGACAGGAUAAAGGAGAUAACAGAAUAUAUACCAUGCAUCAGUGAGUCCAUUGUCACUGUAAGCAAUAGCAUCACUAAACUUAAGCACAACUCCUGCCACAAAUUUAAUGUGACCAUAGGAAGCAAAACUUUCGAGUGACAGCUAAAUAAACAUUGCUUUAAUGAGUAGGAGAUACCCUCUCUUGAUACACUGUUUAGGGCAGGGACAUCCCCCCCUCAAUACUAGGGCAGAUAAGCCGCCCUCUCUCUCUCUGUGCACUGAGAUGUUUAUGUCUUCCGACAGCUGCUGCCCUUAGAUCUGAGCAAUUAAUGAUCUUUAUAUUCUUUCUACAGCUUCCCUAAAUGGGGAGAGAUACACAAAACAUAAACAAUAGAAAGCGAAACUAAACUAGUGGAUUAAAGCAAAAGAGAUAUGCUGGCAACAAAACCAUAUCAAAUCUAGAAAGCUGUGUGUUGUCACCUUGUUCAUACAUUUCUAAAACAUGCUUUAUUGUCAGAUGUUAUAUUUCAUAUAGGCACAUGGUAAACUGAAUCUCUGAAGAGGUAGGUGCACUGGAAGAGAGGUGAAGACUUGGAAAAUAUAUAUGCAUAUGCUGUUAGUGAGGCGAACAAAACUUGUAUUCUUCAUAAUGGCAAUUUGGUGGGACCUACACUGUUGUGUACAGUUCACUCCAGUGAACUAGGUGGAUGUAUACUUUUGAAAUGUUCAUUAUUUAAGAGAUGGUGUAAACUGAGUAGGCUUUUCCUUUUCCUCUUUCCUUACCCCUCUUCUACUAUUCCUCUUUCAAAAACAUAGGCCCUACAUUUUUUUAACACUAUUACAAGUAAUUUUUAAAUAGUAAAUUAAAAACAAUAUCUGUGAAACUGAACCCAUGUACAUUUGUCUUAUCCUUGUAACAGGCAGGAACAUAAAAGAUAAUUUUUCCCCACUAACUUUUUUUUGUUAUCAUAUAUACAUAGCCAUUAUAUAUAUAUAUAUACAGUCAUUUAAUGCAUAGUUAAUUUAAACAUGUUUUUGUAAACAGUUUUUUGAUGACCUGGUGUUUUCUCACUAAUUUCCUUGUUAAUCUGCUCAUCAGAAAGUAUGCUGUGCUGGUGUAAUAUAAAGAUUGAUUCUUUUUUUUUUUUUUUUAAUAUGCCUUUUUAAACAUGAUAAUUAUGUGACCUUUUUUUUUAUGGCAAACCUGUUAGAUGGAGAAAAAAAAAGGGGGGGAGGAGGUUAUCAAUGGUGCAGCUGAAAGUGUCCAAUGCACUCCCUUACUAAUAGGAAACUAUCAUUGAGUCAAAUGUAAGCCUUUUAUGUUACUGUCCCUGACUUGCAAGAAUAGAUUGGGGCUGUCUCUUAAUAUAUUAUUACCCAGUACUGUCCGGGGGUGGGGGCAUUUCCAAAUAUCCAAGGUUAGUCAUUUACUGUGUUUUAUACUUAUUACUUAAAGCAUAAACCUGGGGCUUGUGCUAAUCUCAUAGUGUCUUUUUAACCUUUGACCACAGUAAACUCCACCCAUAUUUUGGACUAGAAUAAAAAGUUUUUCCUUUAAAAAAAUGAUAUUUGACUAAUUAUUCCUUUUUUGAUUAGGACCUUAUACCCUGAAAAAAAAAAUAGGUUAAUAUAAACAAUUGAGAAAAAUAGAUUAAUUUUCCAGAAUAGUUCUUGAGUUGUGUUCUGUUAGUAAUUUGUAUUUGGAUGAAUGAACAUUGAAUUUUGCUCUGAAGUAAUUAACUUUAUGGAUAACUUAUGUGAAUGAAUUCAUAAUGGUACACAAUAAACCAAAGUUUUAAUCUAAUGUCUGAAUUAUUUUUUAAAGUUAUAUAUUUAUAUAUAUUUACCUUCAGAUUACAUUGGCAAUUGUAGGCCUACUUUUUUUUUUUUUCAGAUCAAUACAUUAUUUUAAAUAAUUUCUAUAUUUGGUUGACAAUCAUCAGAAAUAAAGGGUUGGCAAGUAGAAAUGUACCUAUUAAGUUUUGUGAAUACUUGUUUAUAAGAUUAUUGUAUUUUAAAGAAAAGUGUAUGCAAUUGAUUUGGUUUUCAUUUGUACAAGAUACCAGUGUCCCAUGUCUUCCUUCCCUUGUGCAGUUUUAGUUUGUUGUAGCUCUACACUUUGUUGCAGUAACAUGUAAGGCUGAUGUUGUGAUCUAAGCCUGUGUCUUUUAGGUCCUAUUACAUUAUUUAAGAAUCAGCAGGAGAAACCAAUAAAAUUUAUUUCAUGUAGCAUGACUUGUACAAUACUGGUUUUAUAUUUAACUACUUUGCUGUUAGAUUUCACUUGAGUUUCGAUUUGUAAAAUUUCUGUUGCUAGAAGACUCAUUUGAUGCUGUUUUUUUGUUUUUUUAAAUAUAUAAAUAAUAGUUCAAAUUUCAAUGCUCUUUGUUGGUCAGAAACAACUAGCAUCCUGCAGGCUUAUAAAUAACAAGUGAACAUAACUAAGCAGUUGUUUUCCAUUGUACCAAAAUAUAAGAGAAAUAACUGAUAUUAAUGAUAAUGCAUAUUUUAACAUUGUUUAUGCCAUUUAAAUUUUAGGAGGCAAGAAAAAUGUCUUAUAAAUACAUGCUAAAUAAUUGGGGGGGGUUCAACUCAGGGUUGCAUAUAUUUGAUUGUCAUGGUCUAGUACAUGUUGAAUUUUUGGUUCUUGUCUAUUACAUCAUUUGUUAAAUACUGUUAAUAGAAGAAAAAAAAAAUAAAGUAAAGCAAAUUCCAAUUUGAAUCAAGCAGAAAGAUACAUUUGAUUAAAAAACGGUCAUAAAUAUUUUGAGGCUUUUAUUUCACUUUGUGAAUUCUCUGCAAUAUAGAAAGUAAUAAAAAACAAAUAUUUGAAAGUUAUUUUUUUUUCCAGUUUUUAUCAAGUGUUUUGUGAUAAAGCUCUCUAAGUAAUGUCAUUGAUGUGUUUCAGUUUUUGUUAGCAAGGUUGUGAUGUUCAUAGUUUGUGGGCAAAUACACAGAUUUGUUUUCUGUUCUCAUUCAUUUGUAAGACAUUUGUCUACUGGUCUAUAGAGUAAAGCAUUGAAUUCCCUGUGGUAUUGGAAUGGAACCUGUAACUGUAAAAUAAGGGAGGGAGCAUCCUGAACAUGUCUGCUUCUGUUUGAUAACCAUUUAUAACCUAGCUUGAUUGACAGGCUAUUCAUUUUGCUGUCAAGUAGCAUUGAGCUUGAGCAGAAGUUUGAUGUGGUAUGCAGACCGAUGUGUUCUCCAUAGUGUACAUACUAUGCAUUGUGAAUGCUCGAGAGACCUAUUUGAUACCCAAUCUGAUAUUUGUUAUAGAAGACACUAUUCUCAUUACCAACUACUAUAUUUUAAGCAUAUGAUAUGUCGGUGGGAACAUACAUUGUUUUGAAAUGUUUUAAAAGGAUAAUUGUUAUAGAUUUGUUAAAAGCUGCUUUGUUUCUUUCACUUCAGCUAUAAUCAUUGCUGAAUACAAUAACUGAGUUUUACAGAACAAAAAAAUUGGUUUGGACUAUAUUCAUAUAUGCCAGUUUCUAUAGAUUUGAUUAUAAUAUACAUUUGUUGUUCCUCCUAUUAUUUCAUUUAUAGCAUAGGUUGACUUGUAUUUUAAAGUAACAAAUUGGUAGACACUACAUUAUGGAUUUUGUAAGAUUUCUGUUUCUCUCUACUUAGAUUAGCCAAGGUUAGGACCUAAAAAGACAGUUAUCUUACCACUUAGGUUCAAUGGUACAUGUCACUUAGAUUAGGACCUAAAAAGACAAUUAUCUGACCACUUCGGUUCAAUGGUACAUGUCACUUAGAUUAGGAUCUAAAAAGACAAUUAUCUACAUGUCACUUAGAUUAGGACCUAAAAAGACAAUUAUCUGACCACUUGGGUUCAAUGGCACAUUUCACUUAGAUAGCUAAGGUUAGGACCUAAAAAGACAUCUGAUACAUUUUGUAUUGGCAGCAUUGAAUAUGCUGGUGUAAUACUGUAUAUAAGUAAUACUAUGUUCGAUAUAAUAAUUAUAUAUACAUAUAAGUAAAUAUAUAUAAUAUAUAUUAUCAUAUAAAAUGAUUUAAAAUACCUUCUUGUUGAUUUGAAAACUACAUUUUAUAUUCUCAUAUUUGAGCAACUUAUGAAUGAAUUGUAUAUUAUUAGUGUGACGUUUUAAUUUUUCCUUCCUAAUUUGGUAUUUCAUUGUAACCUUUAAAUUUCUAUACAAAUAAUUUCAUCUUUUACAAAUAACUGUUUGUCCUUGCACUUUGUCCAGUUGUUUGGUUUGUACAGUGUACAAGGUUUUAGAGUGACAGAAUGGUAGGCAUCAGUAUGUACAGUCUACAAUCCUAGAAUAUAUUUUUUGUUUGUUUUGUGAUUUGUUUGUCAUGCCAUUGUAUUAUACAGAACAUUUACAUAUACAAUAAAACAUUUUUUUUUCAAACUUUU
Molecule: messenger RNA, 7354 nt
Organism: Biomphalaria glabrata
Lineage: Eukaryota; Metazoa; Mollusca; Gastropoda; Planorbidae
Exons: 8
Coding region: 489-3035 (848 amino acids)
Biological process (GO): regulation of transcription by RNA polymerase II
Molecular function (GO): DNA-binding transcription factor activity; RNA polymerase II cis-regulatory region sequence-specific DNA binding
Source: RefSeq, a predicted model, not a curated record